Molecule: messenger RNA, 2439 nt
Organism: Plasmodium coatneyi
Lineage: Eukaryota; Apicomplexa; Aconoidasida; Haemosporida; Plasmodiidae
Product: Protein kinase
Exons: 1
Coding region: 1-2439 (812 amino acids)
Molecular function (GO): protein binding
Source: RefSeq, a predicted model, not a curated record
AUGCUGCAGUACUUCGUUGGGAAGCUGUUCGGCGAUCUCCCAGCCAACUUCAACUUCGUGAUAGGGAAAAGGUUAGAGUGGCGGAGUCCCCAAAACGGGGGGUACUACGAAAUUUAUGAAGGCGUAGACAAAAACAAUGAAGGGGUAUGUAUAUUUAUAUAUGAUAAGAAAGGGAAGGAAGGAAGUAGUAGGGAGAAAAGAUACACAAGUAACCAUUUGGCUUUUUCCAAAAAAUUAAUUCAUCCAAAUAUUUUGAAAGUCCUAUAUACAUACGAGAGUGAUAAGAGGAUCUACAUAGUGACAGAAAAAUGUGUCCCGUUGCACAUUGAGGGGGUAAAGAGUGACCCCUUAUGGGGUUUAUAUGAAAUAUUUAGCGCAGUAUAUUUUGUCAGCAUGUGUAAUUAUGUGCACUGUUUGGUGAAUCCUUUAAGUGUUUUUGUAAAUGAAAGAGGGAGAUGGAAAUUGUCCCUUUUUGACUGUAUUCACGAGAAAGGGGAAAAUAUCCAUCAAAUUUUGAAUGACCUACAGAAUCACAUAGUUUGUACUUACGGAUAUGCAGUUCCCAUUCCGAGUGGAGUUCAUGCCACGUGGGUAGAUGCAUACGGAUUGGCUUUCCUAAUGGCUUGGUCGUACAAAAGUUACCUCGAACAGACAAGCCAUUUUGUAGGUGCUCAUCCAGGUGUUCCAUCCAUUAGUAGUCCCCAUGGCAGUGGCGCCAUUCCAUCACGGGGAGGAAAUUAUUUAAAAACGCCAAUGUUGAAUGAGGAGGAUGCACACGAGGGAUUAUCACCCAUAAAUGUGUUUGAAGUAGACCUUCAUAGGGCCGCACAGGAAUGCAUACCGAAGAGAUUGUUCCCAUUAUAUAGUACCUUACUAAAGUAUAGUAAAAAUGAAAUAAACUUGUUCACAAUUUUAAAUGAUGAGAGCCUGAGGAGAGAUAACACGAUAAGUACAAUGUUGUUCCUGACACAAAUACAUAUGAAGUCGAAGAGCGAAAAGGUGCACUUUCUGGAUAACCUGUUUAGCAAACUAGAUAAUAUCUCAUCAAGUGUAAAAACGGAGAAAAUUUUACCUGAACUGGUUCAGAAUAUUGAAGUGUCUGAGAGUAGGGUGACCUGUCUGAAAAUCAUCUUAACAAUUUCGAGAGAACUACCAACAGAGCACUUUGACAAAAUAAUAUUUCCAACUGUGUCCAAAUAUUUUUCCCUAAAGGACAGAUCAAUCAGAUUCGUUUUGCUGGAGAACUUCCAUCACAUAGAGAGGCACCUCACCAGUAACCACAUGAACGAAAUAUACAAUUCCUACCUCUAUGGAUUCUUGGAUAAUAAUACGUCCAUAAAAAAUGAGAGUAUAAAAAAUUUCAUUUAUGUGUUUCCAAAAUUGAAGUCAAAUUUUAAGUCUUCUUCUUUGAUGGUUCUGUUGGAUAAUUUGAGAGAUUCUGAUUUUUGCGUUAAGACAAAUACGAUAAUUUGUGUGGCAAAAAUUGCGAAACAUAUUUUAGACGAUAAAGAGAAAAUACUUGAAAACGUCUACAGGGUUGGAUUGCAGGAGUCAUUUGUUCAAACUAGGUUAGCCACAAUCCAGGCUGUCAAAUUUACAUAUGAUCAAUUCAGUGCGAAGAAGUACGCUUCGAAUAUUUUGCCGCUCCUGGUUAAGGCCCUCAUUGAUGAUUCAGCGGAGGUUCGCGUUGCAGCGUUUGACGCGAUGGACUCCGUUUGUGCGCAGCUCAGGGGGGAUCUGCUAAAGGGUACCAGUAACAGUAGCAGUAGCAAUGUACCGAUACCCAGUGGUACGUCAAAUGGGAACGCUACUUCCACUUUUCCAGUUGAGUCCCUAAAAGGUUACACUUUUAUAAAUAAGAUAAAGGGAAUUAUCACCGCGAAGGGGGAACUGGAUGCUGGAAGCGGGUUGCUGGCAACCCAGGAGGAAGGUCUCAGUGUGGGUGACCUCUCCGGGAGAACUGUCCAAACGGGUCCGACGAAUAGCGAUCCACUUAGCACCUUCGUUUAUGAUGUGCCCCCCGUCGGAGGCGCACUCGGCGCGGCAGGCAGUAGACCUCACCUUAAUGUGAAUUCCCAAACGGGGGUGUAUAACAGCGGGGAGAGGCACUUGGCCGCGUUCCAGCAUCAGAGUUACGACCAAAGAGAAAAUUUCAUUUUUGAGGAGGAAAUGAAAAAUUACCGCAACAGAGGAAGGGGUGGCCACGACGAACAGGGCAACCAUGGCGACAAUUACAAUUGUGAGUUGGCAAGCAUGAACAGAUCAGGUGCAACCAACCAAGAGGGCAACCUUCUUGACGGCAACUUCCAUUUGGGGGAGACCGCCAAAAGAACGGCCCCGAAAACGGCCCAAAGAAUCGACCUUGACAUAGAUGACUUUUUUAAGGAGUUCGACUUGAAAGAGGACAGCAGUGCCAAGGUGAAAUUGAGUUCGUUGUAG